CGGGACAGUAUAUCCAUCGUAUUAGCGCUAGAAAUGUCUCCAAGAUACGAGCUCUGAGAACCUUAAACCCACCAACGCCAAAACCAGCAUUCAAAACAAACUUACAACGUAGCUACAGAAGAGACCCAUCAAAAACCUCCGUCCAAGGAGGGGUAUUAACACAAAAUCUGGAGACUAGAGAAGCAAGACGAUGAAAGAAAACAAACUACGGAAAUUAAAGAACAAAAUUUCAUUGCAAAUUCAUUUUAUCCUUCAUCAAUUUCCAUGUCGGAUAGUUCAUGAACAUUCACGCUGCUUCUGCAAUUAAAUAUGUCAUGAUUAAGUUGACACGUGUCACACAAGCCAGGGCGCACGUUAACAUGCGGCACUCGAUUAAUUCUAUUUCAUUUUUUUUAAACUGUUGUUUUAACCUUAAAGAACUCCGUUCUGAGACAGAUUAAAGAUAAAUAUUACUCUGUUUCCACUUUUCACUUUCUCUUUCUUUCUCUCCCUCUCUUUCUUCCUUUGUAGCUUUCACUACAUUACGGACGUCUUCUCAAGAGGUAUUGAUAUUCAGGCUUCAAGGCUAGUUGAAUUAGAAGAGAUAAGCAUGGGUACUGAUGCUGUUGCUGAAGUUGGUUUUUCUCUCGAUGAUGUCAACUCUGCAGAUCCAGGAGCUGAGUCAAGUAAAAUCAAUUUAGUUGUGGACAUGUCUUUUAAUGGAGAGACAAUUUCUGAGUUAAUAAUUGCAGAUGAGAUUAUAACGAGAAUGGAAUUAGAUUUAGCAUGUGCUUCAGAGAAGUUGGUUAACCUAAGUGUAUUAAUGAUGCACGUGGAAUCCAAGGAAAGUGAGUUUGAAACAAUUGCCCCACUAGAAGGAGAUAUAUUGGGGAAUUUAGUGGAGGUUAUGGAAUUUGAUUUCUUGUCCAGGAUUUUGUAUUCUGAAGUGACAGAACUGGAUAAUUUCGUGAAAACUUUCCAGGAGAAUAUAGUUGAGGCGCAUGAAAUGAUAUCCUCAUAUAAGCAUUUGGGACAAACUUUCAUGGCAAUGGAAGAAAAGUUGCUUGAUUCUGAAAAAUCAUUGAAGCAGUUACAUGAUCAAGUGUCGGAAAUUAGGAUGCAAUACACCAAGUUCCAGAGGACCUUGUCAUGUCUGAAUGGAGAAGAGAAUUGGAGUGGUGAUGAGGUGUCAAACUUCUCAGAAGAUAAUCAAUUUGUGGACACGAAUGCAAAGAUCAAGAUGCAAACUGCUGAACAGCAAAGACAUAUUUUAAGGAUGCUAGAGAAAUCUUUGGCAAGAGAGAUGGAUCUUGAAAAGAAACUAACUGAAUCAAGACAAAUUGAGGAAGAGCUAAAACAUAGGAUACUCUCUACAGAGCAAGAAGUAUUUUUCUUGGAAGAAGAAGCAAUAGAUGUUUGUGAAAGAUGGUUCACAGCAGAAAAUGCUGCAGAGGUCUUGAUGGGAAUUUCUCAAGAACUACUGAGUCGACUAAAGAUUUUUCAGUUCAAUUUAAAUGGUUCAAUUAAACGAGAAGCUGAACUAAGGUCAAACCUUGAUAAAUCAGUGGAACAGUUGGAAGCCAAAGAAAAUGCUUUGCAAAAGUUCAAUAACAGCAGUGUGAAACUCAGUGAUCGUUUGAAAGCAAGCUUGACAGAAGCUGAAGAUAAAUUAAUUCUUGCAAAUUCUGAGGUCUCAACUCUAAGAGAAAAAGUGUAUUCAGUUGAGAAGCAGCUGGAAGAAUCUGAGUAUCAGCUGUCAACUGAAAACGUAAACGUCUCUAUGGAUGGACCAGAGGAGCAGCAUAGUGCUUUACGUUCUGAGAUCACAAAUUUGGAAAACACAGUUGAGGAUUUGAAAGAAGAGCUGGCUAAAGUGGAAAGUAGGGCAGCUAGUGCAGAAGUCAAGUGUAAUUUGUUGGCAGAGACUAAUUUGGAACUUAACAAAGAGAUGAUUCAUCUUAAAGAUGCCUCUGAGAAAGUGGAUUCAUUAGAGAAGCAGCUGAGUGAAUCUGAUAUUAGGCUCCAGCAUGCAGUGGCAUCUGCUGAUGCCAGUCAGGAGAAGCAAAACAUGCUGUAUACUACAAUUAGGGAUAUGGAAAAUUUAAUUGAGGAUCUAAAGUUGAAAAUUCAGAAAGCUGACAGUCGUGCAGACAAUGCAGAGGAUAAGUGCAUUGUAUUAUCUGAAUCUAAUGCAGAACUAAAUGAAGAACUGGGCUUUUUGAGGGGAAGGCUUGAAUGCUUGGAGAUAUCUCUGAAUCAAGCUGAGGAAACAAAAAUGAUUGCGGCAAAGGAUAUUGGCUUUCGGACAAAAGUAAUAACAGAUCUGGUGAUGCAAUUGGCUAUCGAAAGAGAGCGCCUUCAUAAGCAGAUGAAAUCAUUAGCACUUGAGAAUAAAACUUUAGUGCUAGCUACCAACCAUUGUAAUAGAGGAAGUGGUGAAAAAUCUCUGUUUCCUGAGCAUGAAGUAACCCAGAUCUCAGCAUCUGGUUCCAAGUUGGACAAGAAAAGGAAAAAUGUGUCUGUUGGUGAAACUGAAGUGGCAGAUGCAGAUUCCAUAUUGGGGGCUGAAAGUACGAGGAGGAUAGGUGCAGGAAUGCUCAACUAUAAGCAUAUUAUCAUGGCAGUGCUUAUCUUGUUGAUUUCUGCAGCUGUUUAUCUAUUUCAGCCGCAGAACCACCACUUUUGAUAGCAGAGAUGCUAACCUCAUAUUUUAUGUUUC
This is a messenger RNA of Hevea brasiliensis (rubber tree), 2698 nucleotides long. RefSeq names its product WPP domain-interacting tail-anchored protein 1. The record is from RefSeq and is a predicted model, not a curated record. The coding region runs from base 590 to 2665 and encodes 691 amino acids. The transcript is spliced from 5 exons. Lineage: Eukaryota; Viridiplantae; Streptophyta; Magnoliopsida; Malpighiales; Euphorbiaceae.